CAAAGGUAGUUACAAAAUAGAUGGUAAAACCAUUUUGUCUACUUUUAGGACUUGCCAAGGAUGAGUAUUACAUCAUUGGAAGAAUAAUUGCUGUGUCACUUGUCCAUGGUGGCCCUGCUCCACACUUUUUCUCCAGACAUUUUCUAGAAUACAUCUGUGGUAAAACAGAUGUUUCACCAUCUAUUCAAGAUGUCACAGAUCCAGACAUUCAGAAUGUGCUUCAGGAGAUAGUGUCAUCCACAUCUUUGUCAAUCCUGAGAGACAUCAUGGCAAAACACAGCACAGUGCUCCUUUUGGCUGGAUGUCUUCAUAGCAUAAAAGACAUCGGAGAGAGAGAAAGUGUUGUGCAAGAUUUUUUAAAAUGGUACCUCUUUUCAAGAAAUGCUGCAUGCAUUGAAAGAUUCAAAGAUGGAUUGUCAACCCUCAAUGUGCUUCAGAAAAUUAUAGAAAGUCCAUCAGCGUUUGAACCUUAUUUGUGCUUCAGUACUCAAAGUCUCAGCUCUGAGCUCAUUGAAAGCAUCUUCAGAGUUGAAUUUAGUGUGGCGGGUAGCAACAAGAGACGCGAAGAAGGAAGGAUUGCAUCUUACUGGGCAGAUUAUCUGCUAGAUAUUGAAGGUGCCAAACAGUGA
Molecule: messenger RNA, 629 nt
Organism: Erpetoichthys calabaricus (reedfish)
Lineage: Eukaryota; Metazoa; Chordata; Cladistia; Polypteriformes; Polypteridae
Product: G2/M phase-specific E3 ubiquitin-protein ligase-like
Exons: 3
Coding region: 21-629 (202 amino acids)
Molecular function (GO): ubiquitin-protein transferase activity
Source: RefSeq, a predicted model, not a curated record